Vicia villosa (hairy vetch) is the source of this 1654-nucleotide messenger RNA. RefSeq lists its product as uncharacterized. The coding region runs from base 503 to 1423 and encodes 306 amino acids. The transcript is spliced from 6 exons. NCBI's taxonomy places the organism in Eukaryota, Viridiplantae, Streptophyta, Magnoliopsida, Fabales, Fabaceae. The record is from RefSeq and is a predicted model, not a curated record.
GUUAUGUCUUGACACGGUUGUAGUUAUUGGCUUAUUUAUUACUAGCACUUAACUGUGCACCCAUACAUACUCAGCACUUGAUCAAGAAGAAUCCCCUUGUUCUUGACCCAAAAAGAAAAGUUUCUAGAAACAAUAACUCAUAUUUUCCUUCUUUGGAUCUUUCUUAACUUUUUAUUUCCUUUCCUCUCCUCUUUCACCGUCACACACACUCUUUCCUACGUUUUCAUCCUCUUUUUAAUAUCAUUUCCCGGUAAAGACCGUCUUCUUUUCAGUUUCAGUCAGAGAUCACCAUUUCCUCAUAAAACCGACACGACUUUUUGUUCAAAAUACAGAACAAACCAACGUUGUUUUCAAAAUGCCCGUUGUUUGUCUUACAAGUUUUAAGGUUAAAGCGUGAACGCGUUGUUAACUUUUCUUAAAAGUUUGAAACAAAAACAGGAUUCGGCUUGAGAUAGAAGCUGAAACUUCUCCUUGAGUUCAUAUUGUUUCCUCUGGUACGGUGAUGUUUGAUAUAGGAACAAUGCAAUCUAUGUCGAACCUUGAUUGCUUUCUUCAUCGUACAACACCUGUAGUACCAUCUAAGUUGCUUCAGCAGAAUGAGAUUGGAAAGCUUAACCGUUUAUGGAAUCGUUGCUGUGAUAAAGAAGCAGUUGAGUAUUUCAGUUUGAGUAAUCUUUGGAAUUGCUAUAAUGAGUGGAGUGCCUAUGGAGUUGGAGUUCCAAUUCACUUGAAUGAUGAAGAUACACUUGUGCAAUACUAUGUUCCUUAUCUCUCUGCAAUUCAAAUAUUCACUAGCAACAAUUUCAGAGAAGAGAUUGAGUGUGGUGAUAGUGAGACACGAGAUUCGUUGAGUGAUUCUUACAGUGAUGAUAGCGAGUGUGAUAAGGUAUGGAGUUCAUCAGAAGAAGGAGAGAACCUCUGGAAUUUGGAUGAUCGACUGGGUCACCUUGAUUUCCAGUAUUUUGAAAAAUCAACUCCUUAUGAAAGAGUUCCUUUGAUGGAUAAGAUUAAUGGGUUAGCAGAAAGGUACUCUGGUUUGAUGUCACUUAAAAGCGUUGAUCUUUCACCAGCUAGUUGGAUGGCAGUUUCAUGGUACCCAAUAUAUCAUAUUCCCGUGAGAAGGACAAUUAAAGAUCUUUCAACAUGUUUUCUCACUUACCAUACACUUUCAUCUUCCUUCCAAGAUAAGGACCGUGAUGAUGAAAUGGAAGGAACACAAGAGAAGAAAGGUGAAGCAAUCUGUCUGGCACCAUUUGGUUUGGCCACGUACAAGAUGCAAGGGAAUAAUUUGUGGGUUUCAGGAAAAUGUGGUAGGGACCAAGAAAAGGUGGUUUCGCUAUGUAGCGUGGCAGAUUCAUGGUUGAAGCAAUUAAAUGUCCACCAUCAUGACUUUAAUUACUUCAUGGGUAUUAGGCAUGGCUAAAUUUAAGAAUUAAAAUGCACUAUUGCACUUUGUUUACCCAAUGAGGAAUGAUGACUUUUGUAGUUCUUUAAUACUCUGAGUAGACUCUUCUGAAGUAGAUUGAAGAGAGGUAGAUGAGGAGGUAGGAGUAUUUACUAAGUCGAAACUAUUUACAACUUUAAACUUGGUUUUACUUUUGUACUGUAUUCAUUAUCAUGCUAUUUAAUACUAGUACUUACUUGAGGUUUGAGA